This is a messenger RNA of Kogia breviceps (pygmy sperm whale), 978 nucleotides long. RefSeq names its product chromosome 10 C3orf49 homolog (gene C10H3orf49). NCBI's taxonomy places the organism in Eukaryota, Metazoa, Chordata, Mammalia, Artiodactyla, Physeteridae. The record is from RefSeq and is a predicted model, not a curated record.
AUGGACCACCCUCACCUAUAUACACCAGAGCCCUUUAAGGUUGCUUACGGAAGAGUUGGCCAGUACCGAAGAUUUCAGCAACCCAGAAAGAGAAAUGGCUCAUUCAAAACGAAAGGGAUUGAAAGAUGACAUAGAGCUGUGUCUACCAACUUAGUAAAACAAAAUGUAUUGGUCCCCAAAGAGGAAUCAUCCAAUGAGAGUGACGUGGAAUUUCAUGAAAGCCAGCAAAAUCAGAAAAGAGAUUUGGUCAAGAAAGUGAAGACUUUUUUGGGGAGGAUGCUGUCACACAAGUACAGAAGCAAGCCAGCAAGUGUCAGCAGAGAGGGCUCCACUAACCCUAAGGAAACCCUCCUUUCAAAUACGCAGAGCCUUCUUCCUAGAAUUGUCAAGGAGCUUCCGUCACCCAAGUUAUUUACCAAACCAAGAAUGAGAAAUCUCUCACAGAAUGCAACUAUACAACUUGAUGUUGUAGAAGCAGAGACAGGGGAGAUACCCCAAGGAAAUACACUCCUCUGAGCCAGGAGAGCCACCAAGCGGUUAUCUGUGACAUCCCUUCCCUCAGGACUGCAGAAGGUUCCAUAUUCCUCAAAAAAGAGACCACACUUUCCAGCAUUUUAAAAAAAGAAACAUAGCACAGAAAACAUCCUCCGAAAAUCAGAUUUGACAGUAGGAAAGCUUCAAAUGCAGGUGGAUGACCUCAUAGAAGCAGUGACAGAUAAAUCCAUGAAACUAUUGGCCCAAAGACAUGCUGAGCUUCAACAUGAGUUUCUAGGGGAUGAAAUCCUUCAGUUUUCCAAGCAGUUCCAGAGGAUAUCCAAGAGAACCAUGAGGAAGUAUAAAUUGAAAAACGUGUGUUUCCCAUGUACCUGGUGCUGCUUCUGAUUUUGUUUCUGACUGCACAAAACUUAUGUUCAUAGGGGUUCUUAUCUUUUGGUACAUAAUCCUGAAUAAGUUUCUCUUACUAAGUGGUGGCAGCAG